AUGGGUCACUUUUUGACACAUGUCCUCGCUCGUGUGAAGAGAAGUGCUUUCUGCGACGUUACCCAGAAGAGCAUUGAGAUUGGAACAGAGUACUUGGCUGGUCCCGGUCAACACCCGACCUCCAAAUCUACAGUAUCGCGUCCAAAUUACCGGUGUUCGCCCGAUCCAAAGCGAAUACAAACUUCUCGCUCGUGGUACAUAGUCCCUCGGCUAGAAUUCAUGAAUUCUAGCAAUCCCACCCUGACAAUAAGCUACCGUUAUCGCCUCCCAAUGUUGAAAUAUAAUGUUGUUCCAGUGUACUCAUGCGAUGACGGACCUGAUGCUAGUUGGAGUACAGGAGAGCCAAGAGCGAUAUUCUGCAAUAUCGAUAUCCCCGGGAUUCGAGCGACUCGGACAGUCCUGUGCCUGGCUCCCCACUGGCACGGGUUCAUCAAAACAUAUACAUAUCUAUCAACACCUAUCAUUGCGGCAAUUGGAUGGUGCCAGACCUGGGUUAUCGCUUCAAUUUUUCUCUCCAUGGGAAAAUCCAAUGAGGUUGUUGAGGCCAUUGAAGAGCCACGACUGCAGAGUUCCUUCGUGAGAUACUAUAACGAAGCCAGAGAAGACCCAGGUCACUCGGAAACGUCCACUUGUAAUUAUGUUGCAGAGCAAAGGUAUACGGGUAUACUUGCUGCAUGGCCCAGGCUUGCAGAUCGUUCCACCGCUACUCCCAAAAAGGCUGUCGGUGUGAUGUCAAUGGACCCUGGACUCAGCACGCAACUUUUUGACCUCUAUCACUCCGUCUGCAAUGCAGGAUACCUUGCAUACCUGUCAUUCCUCAUUCAAAUUACUGGCUCUCUCUACGGUAUCGUGACAGUCUUGAUCAUUUGGGCAGAUGAUGCACGUCUCAGAGAGGAAGCUUAUGGCGUUCAACUUGCAGCAACAACUUGCCGCACUCACUAUCAACCGCGGGAUGUGUUCCCGUGGGCACCUCUUCACGCUCUUUAUGUUACGACGGCUAUCACUGUUGCACUGGAAUUCCUCUUCGCUGUCAGGGGAUUCCUCAUUGGUUGGCAUAUGAGCGUGCUUCCUGGUAUCCUCCGUUUCUUUGUUGUCUUUUCGUGGUUGCUUCCUAGCGCAGAGGCGCUGACACUAAUAUUUGGCCUUAUCGCAAUGAAGAUGGAGGUUUCAUUCAUCUCCGCCAAGGUGAUCAUCUUUGGGCUCCCGGCACUGUGGUUAAUGAUCGGGCCGUUGCUUAUCAUCGGAGCAUUGUUGGGAUCGCACUUUGGCAUGUUGAAUUGUCUUGUUGUCAAUUCUAGCUUGUGCGCCACAGCUUGA
Messenger RNA from Suillus fuscotomentosus, 1317 nucleotides. RefSeq lists its product as uncharacterized. Bases 1 to 1317 code for a protein of 438 amino acids. NCBI's taxonomy places the organism in Eukaryota, Fungi, Basidiomycota, Agaricomycetes, Boletales, Suillaceae. The transcript has 7 exons. The record is from RefSeq and is a predicted model, not a curated record.